AUGGCAGCGGCGCGGCGACACAAGCGUCUGCUGCUGAGCUUCGGAGGCGCGCUGGCGGCUUGCUGCGCGUUGGCGGCCGCGGUAUCCGCCGGACUUCCUCGUUGGCUGGACGGGUUCGUCCUCUGCAGAACCGGAGCUGAACUCGUCAACGCCACCGGGAACGAACUCGACAAGUUCGUGGGCCGACUCGCAUAUGGCCUUUUCCACGGAGAAAGAGUGAAGACCUGCGGCCUGGGCGGCAGGACCUCGCGAUUUUCAAUGUUUUCAGAGUUAUUGGACGCUAUACCAGCAGGUCUUCAUGUGACCAUCAUCUUCUUCUGUGGCGCUUUGAUAGUCUUCUCUUCUGUGUCCAGCGGCUUCUUCUUUUUCAAUGCGUUUGGACGUCCUUACGAGACACUGCACGGGCCUCUGGGACUUUACUUGUGGACAUCCAUCUGUUGUGCGUGCAGCUUCCUGGUUGUGGUUCUGUUCGUGUCUGAGGUGAAAGUUGAGCGUCUGUCGGAGCGCAUCGCCAACUUUGAGGAGGUGACCUUCAGGUUCCAAACGCACAGCGAGCGUUAUGACGUCUGCUUCUGGAUUGUCCUCCUCAUCUUCUUUCUGCAUGCGCUCAACGUGGCGGUGAUCCGCAUGGCGGGGAUGAAUUUCCCUUUCCGGCGGGGAAAAGAUUCGGAGCCGGGUGGAGGCGCUGCCGACCUCAUGUACUGA
Molecule: messenger RNA, 705 nt
Organism: Nerophis lumbriciformis (worm pipefish)
Lineage: Eukaryota; Metazoa; Chordata; Actinopteri; Syngnathiformes; Syngnathidae
Source: RefSeq, a predicted model, not a curated record